Messenger RNA from Ictalurus punctatus (channel catfish), 3613 nucleotides. Its product is annotated as caskin-1. The record is from RefSeq and is a predicted model, not a curated record. Lineage: Eukaryota; Metazoa; Chordata; Actinopteri; Siluriformes; Ictaluridae. Bases 609 to 1832 code for a protein of 407 amino acids. The transcript is spliced from 6 exons.
UGCAGGAAUCUGCUGGGUAUUCCAGUGAACCACAUCUUCCCUGUUAAAAACUACCAUGAGGAGAUGGACACAGACGAUGACAUGGAUGCUCUGAUUCUCAAAGCACUGGAUCAGAUCCAUUGUUCAUCUGGAUUCAUUGAACUGAAUAAAAUGGGAGGGUCUGAGUCUACACCUCAACGACCUCGAACACCUCCACAACCUCGAACACCUCCACCACCUCCAUCGCCUCCAUCCUUAUGUAUGUAUAGGGCGGGAUCAACCAAGAUGAGCCUUGUGAUUUGUUUCUAAGUGUGACGUAUUGAGAACGCCGCCAUAGCGACUGUGGUCCUGCUUCUGAAUCAGGGGUUUUAGGAAGUGUUUGAGACAUCGCUGCCAUGCUAGAAAUGUCAACAUUAGGAGGCAGAGCCAAAGGAGCUAGCAGGAAUUACUUACAGGCGAGCCCGGACAUCCUCAGAUGAAACCAUGACUCUCUGAGUUCAGACGAAGAGAUCCAGAGUCACCAUCACACCAUCAGCGGCCCCUUAACUGACUACGAGAUCCCCAUUGCACAGCAAGAGGGCACAGAACAAGGCGAAGUUACCAAAUCUCUGCAAAUUACUGAUGAACCAAUGGAAACACUCCCUGAGAGACCAACCCCAGUGCCCCGCCCCCGCUCCAUGCUCACUCAAGAAGAGUGGUCACGUGUGGAUGCCACGGGAACCUUGAGGAGGCCCCGCACACCUCACGACUCGAGCAGCGAGAGGGUCCAGCUCAACGAGACCAGCACUGUGAGACGACGGCCAAAAGUAAUAGCACCCACUCAGAGGGAUGAUGCGACAGAUGCUGCUAUUCGUGUAAGACCUGUAUCAGAGGUGGAACAUGUAUAUCGGGAAAGUGAUAUGAGCGAGGAUUUCCGGCGAGCGCUGAAGCCUCCAGUUUCCCCCAAACCAUCUCUGGGCCUCAGGAAGCCUGAGCCUCCCACCCCAACCAGGAGAGUCCCACUUCCAGGACCGGAGAACCAACACAGCACAGUGGAGGGCAAAAGAGUUCCACCGCCUGUGUCUCCAAAGCCAAGCCCUCCUCCUACACUUCCUAAACCAAUCAAAAUGAAGCCCUUACCAACACACACACUUACCCCACCCAGUGACCUAAACACACACCCACACUCCUCUACCAUUCUCCCCGAGCAAGUGGAUCAUCCUAUACUCAGUCCAUCAACCCCGACCCCCAAACCAGCAGAAUCUCACACUUUGUCCCCACGACCUUUGACAUCUCCCGCUCAGAGCCCCCAAACCCCCCAAACUCCUUCUACCCCUGGGUGCGGAUCUGCCCCAGUCAAACCCCCGAGAUCUUCCAUGGCAGGGCUGUCAGUGGACAUUCCCAGCCCUUUUGAGGCAGAGCCACGAGAGGUGGAAAAACACAACGAGGAUGACGAGCUAAAGAGACAAAGGAAAGAGAUAGCAGUGAUUAAGGGGCAAGAGAUGGGAACUUCCAGCGAGGUCACAAAGCUCACAGAGGGAUCAGAGCAGGUGCUGAUGAGGCGGAGGAAAGUGGGUGUGGCCAGACAGAUGCAGAUCGAAGGAGACAUCGAAAGCACAACAGAACAUGGUGUUGUAACUGCAGAUGAAAUUCGACAGAGGGCGCCAAAUGUCAGCGGAACGGAUGAAGGCAGAAUUCAUGGAGAAGAAGAAAUAAACCAGCUAAGGCUGGACGAGAUCAGUGCCUCCUUAGCUGCAGCACUGGAGGUUGUAGAGGAAAGGAUCAUGACCGAAGACAACACAGUCAACAUUCUUGAUGAUAUUGGAAGCAUGUUCGAUGACCUCGCUGACCAGUUGGAUGCCAUGCUGGAUUAAAAAAGAAAAAGAAAAAAAAAGCACAAAAUAAAUCGUAAACAGAAAAGCACAGCAUCGUCUUCAUCUGAGCGCCUGAUCUGUUUAAAGCCACGCUUCAAUGAAUAAACGAAUAAACACUGAUUAGUUGAUCUUAUCAAGGAUUUUUUUUUUUAAAAAAGGACCUACUGGAAGGCAGAGAUCUUGGGUUUAAAUCGUUAAAUCCAUGAAACAUCGACAUCAACAUCGUUUGGUGAAGGUUUUAGAGCCAGGAUGUACGGACUGUUCUCAUGCUGCUUCCAGAGAUAAGCACAAUUAAAUGCUAACAAACUAUUUAAACAUUGUUAAGGUCAAGAAAUGCUAGCAAUGUGUCAGAGUGUGUGUGUGUGUUUCUAUGUGUGUACUAUGUUUGGGCUUUCCUUCACUGGCGAUCGACAUUUGUGUAUUCAUUUUUCAAUAAUAAUUGGAAUCACCAUUUUUGUGCUUUAAUGUUGAGUUGGAUACCCAGCUACGACGUUUUCAAAGGGGAACACAGGACAGAAUUUUGGAGGGAAAAAAAACCCUGAUUGAUAUGUUAAGGGAUACGCUAAAAGUCGAGGAACAUUGCUAGCUAGCUAUAAGAAAAACAAAAACAAAAGUAGGACAAGCUAUUUAAUGGGUUCCCCUUUGAAUCCAUAUUUAAAGCAAAAAAAAAGCUGAAAUAUUGUGACCCUUAUGUUGUCACCGUAGUUGUUCGUGCGUGUUUGUGUACUUCAUUGACGAAUCCCGAUUUUCAGCCAAUAGAGUGGUGUAAACUAUAAUUUAUCAUUUAUAAAUGCUGCGUGAUGUAGUGUAAAUGUGACAUAUAGAUUACAGCGUAGGAUUUGGAAUGCAACAAGAGCCCCUCCAGUCCCAUUUAAUGUGAACAAGAAUUACGGGCCGUAUUCAGAGUCCAGAAUUCAUGCAGGGAAAGUUACUCCUAUUCAGAGUCGAGUUAUGACUUGCUCUCUGUGUGCCAUUCAGAUUAUUCGAAUCCCCUGUGUGUCGUUAAUGCCUUUGAGGUUGCCAGGUUUUUCAUGAGCAGAGACGGGGUUUUUCAGUUGCAUCUAGACCACCACCUUUAAACCUAUAAAAUAAAAAAAACUCUGCACUCUUGUUUCAGCAGCUUAUAGAAUAGCACUUGAUCCAGUGCAUGCUAUUAUUUAGCAUUUUAUUUUUAAAUUGUGCGCCGACAGUUCAUUGUGUGCACAACUUAACGAGAUACUAAAUCGAGCUCAUGAAAUGUGUCCUCAUGCGGGAAACAAUCGCAAACCUGUGUUUUAGGCUCCUCUCCAUGUGCAUAACUCUUGUGUAACUUCCAAGUAGCCUGCGAUUCUCUCUGAACGAGCAAUUUCAACACUCUGAAUACAGCCCUCUGUGUGUUUGGGGUGUGUGUGUUUUCGGGGUUGGGUGUGUGUGUUUAAGAUGCAAAAUGAGAUGAUGUUUUUAUGAUUUUAUGUUUCGCACAUGCAUUGGCCCAUUGGAGAGAGCUUGCAGUCAAGACAAUAGUGGCCAAAAGAACAUUAUUUAGUGUAUAUGUUAUAUAAUUGCAGAGCAAUAUUUCUAUCAACUCUCCAUGUUGGUAACUUUUAGUUUAGUAACCUUAUAUCCUGUAAACAAACAAACAAACAAAAAAACUAACAAAAUUCUAUGUAAUUAUUCGAGUUAUUUUGUGUACAUGCUCAACUGGCUAAUGUGUUUGACACUGGUGAAAUGAUCCUUGGAGAUCCUCUUCCAUGUAAAGCAUAUUGAGAGUAUGUGGAAGUAUGAUAAAUAAACUUUAUGAA